Messenger RNA from Ceratitis capitata (Mediterranean fruit fly), 1171 nucleotides. RefSeq names its product ras-related protein RHN1 (gene RabX1). Gene Ontology annotation, molecular function: GTP binding; GTPase activity. The record is from RefSeq and is a predicted model, not a curated record. The coding region runs from base 323 to 1105 and encodes 260 amino acids. The transcript is spliced from 4 exons. Lineage: Eukaryota; Metazoa; Arthropoda; Insecta; Diptera; Tephritidae.
UGUUAUGAUUAUUAUUUUGCUUUCCUCCACUAACAGACCGAAGUCGUAAUAAAAUAUACACAUUCUAGUGAUUAUAGAAUAAAUUUAUAACUUUUUCUAAAAUAUUGUAAUCUAUUAAAGUAAACAUAAAGUGUGUCCAAAAAACAUUGCAACUACUGCAACAAAGUGUUUUUAUUUCACAUUUUGAAAUUCUCAAGGACAGAUACAGGACAUUGUAUGACUUCUCUGGAGGAAGUUUAGUAAAGGCGUAAUUCUGGUGAAAUUGAAAAAUCUAAAUCUGCAGAAACUGUACAGAACAGAGUAGUAACGAAGCUAAUGCAAAAUGCGUGGAAUUGAAGGCAAAGUGGUGGUGUUGGGUUCACGAGGUGUCGGUAAAACGCGCUUGGUUACAAAAUAUGUAAAGAACUCAUUACACAAGGAUAUCGGUUCAACGAUAGCAGCAUCAUUUUUCACAUGCAAAGUAAUGCUGGACGAUGUUAAAAUCAAAUUACAAAUUUGGGACACUGCAGGACAGGAGCGCUUCAAGGCUGUCGCACCGAUGUAUUAUCGUAACGCGAAUGCAGCUAUUUUAGUAUUUGAUUUAACAGAGUCCAGUACUUUUGUCGAUAUAAAAUCAUGGAUUCAGGAACUACAUCGACACGUGCAAGAGCCAAUGGUACUUACACUUGUUGGCAAUAAAUUGGAUUUGCCAGCACAGCGUCAAAUUACACAUGACGAAGCGUUUAUGUUUGCAUCAUCUCUCGGUGCUACAUACUUUGAAGCAUCUGCCGAAAGUGAUCAAGGACUCGAACAGGUAUUCCUCUCCACCGCAUUGGGUUUGGUGCGUUUGGCGGAUGAAGGCAAGAGUCGUUCGUUGCGUCAAUUCAAUUCUUGUGACUCCAUAUCAGCCUAUACAAAUAAUAAUACUGCCUUAAGUCAUACCUGUGCAGCGUUAGCGGAGAAAAAUGGCAACGGUGCAUUCCGUUUGCCAUACGUACAUGUUGGCAUACCGGUGGAUGGUGAUGAUGAGCGUAAGGUGACGGGUGUAGGUAGACUGGAGACGCCGUCAUGGAGUAUUUCACAUAUUGCUUUUGGUGAAGAAGAGCGCACAAGUUGCUGUUGGUAAAUGUGAAAUGAAUUAACAAAUUAACAAACAAAAGCGCUUUGUUAUUUUAAAAGGGGCUAAUAAAAA